AUGUCGGAAGAACAAUCAUAUCAACAGCAAGAUAACGAACCCCAGCCGUGGUAUAGAUGUGUCCAAAAGCCUCCUCCCUUUCACAUUAUCAAGAAGAUAUCUUCAAAGCAACCUAAUGCCUCUGCUUUCCGUUCACUUGCCUCUUUUCCCUGGCACGUCGAUUCCUUGACCACCCUCUGGAAGGGUAGCCUUUACGAUCAGGAAACAUUGAAAAAAUGGGAGACAAUGAUUUCUGCGUACUCAGAUGCGGUCGCGGUCACCUCUGAUCAUGAGCUUUAUAUCUUUUUCAUCCAUAGCCAAAAAGAUCCCGUUUGCGCCAGACUUCCCGCGGACCCUCCAGAAUUAAAGUUACUCCCUGCCGAUGUAAUGUACAUCUCUUGGGCUUUGAGCCUCAAUGCGCUCUUUGAGCCUCUAGUCGUUUUCUCAAGAGCAAGUCUUUUAUACGUAUACAGCGUACCCCGCAACUCUAUCUUGGGGUAUCUUCGUGGGCAUGGAGGGGCAAUUACAUCCAUCAAUGUCCACCCUGUAAACCCGCACCUUUUUUGCACGACAUCGCGAGACCAUUCUACGCGAAUUUAUGAUCUUACACUUUCUCCCCAACAGUUGCCUAACAACACGCAUUGGCCUCCAAGUACAAAACCCAGUCUGGCAGGCGCGGCACAUGGCUUGCAUAUGACUGAGGCAGAAGGCAAUGGGAUCGGUCGCUGCGUGGUUGUUUUAAUGGGUGGCCGAUCGGGGGGACAUCAGGCUGCGGUUCUAGGGGCUGUAAGCCUUUAUGUUUUCAUUUCCUGGACAUCUGCCGAGACUCUCAAGGCUUUUCAUCCAGAGCUUCCCCUCAUCGCCACUUGCGGGCUUGAUAGGGCAGUCAAAAUCUGGGUUGUGCGCCCCACUUUUGAGGAUCGUCUGAAACGAGAAGACAAACCUCUUUUUAGCAGUAGUAGGAUUCAUAGAGGACGGGUUCUUUCGGUAACUUGGCUACAGCACGAUCUUCUGUUGACCCACAGUGGCCCUGCUUUGAUGCGCACAUACCAGGAUCCGAUGAACAAGACGGUGCACACAGAGCCUGGAGAGUUGGUCAUUUGGCGGUGGCUGGGCAUCGACAGGUUUUUCCCUCCGGACAAAGAGGACGUAUCUCAAGAUUUACUGCGUGGUUGCGCCUCGGAUUACCAAGAGAGCUCAUCCUUCAAAUUCGUUUCCGUAAACGCAUUCCCGAACGGGACAACGCCACAUAUUGCCCCAAAUCUAUCUGUGUAUCACUCAUCGAUCCACGACCCCGUUUUACUGUGUGUCUAUCCGGAAUCAUCCUCCUUCCUUAUGUUGAAUGCCGGCUUUUUACCUGCUCGCCGUCCAUUCCCGUUCCCCGUUGAGAAACAGGGGCUUGUGUCUGUAGAAGAAGAUGGAGAGGAAGUGAUACCCACAGCACGUGAUGACAAAGACGGAGGUGGAGAUAUGUCAAAUGUUGUGCAACUCCCCCCUGAAAUUGUGGGGUGGCGUGUUGGUUUAAACGAUCACAUCACUGGUCUACACAACUGCGUAAUGGGGAUGGGCGGUCAGGUCAUUAUAGGUGUAGGAGCCAAAAAACAUCUGUGGAUCUGGCAGUUGAGGGAAAAGAAAAUAUACUCUAAGUCUAUGUUACUAUAA
Molecule: messenger RNA, 1641 nt
Organism: Laccaria bicolor S238N-H82
Lineage: Eukaryota; Fungi; Basidiomycota; Agaricomycetes; Agaricales; Hydnangiaceae
Exons: 8
Coding region: 1-1641 (546 amino acids)
Biological process (GO): negative regulation of transcription by RNA polymerase II
Cellular component (GO): ESC/E(Z) complex
Molecular function (GO): nucleosome binding; protein binding
Source: RefSeq, a predicted model, not a curated record